AUGCCCUCCGGCGCGAUGUGGAGGAGCUGCCUCUGCCUGCGGCAUGGGUGGCGCCGCCUCCUGAACCGACCCCCCGGUGGUCCCUGGGCCUCCGUGGGGAUGAGGGCAAGCAUCCCGAUCCCAUUCCGGGCCUACGCUCCCCCGGCGGAAAGGAAGAGAUUCUAUCAGAAUGUCACCAUCACACAGGGUGAAGGCGGCUUUGAGAUAAACCUGGACCACAGGAAGCUGAAAACUCCCCAAGCCAAGCUCUUUACUGUCCCCAGUGAGGCCCUGGCCAUCGCAGUGGCCACUGAGUGGGACUCCCAGCAGGACACCAUCAAGUUCUACACCAUGCAUCUGACCACAUUGUGCAACACAUCUUUAGACAAUCCAACGCAACGAAACAAGGACCAGCUGAUCCGGGCAGCUGUGAAGUUCCUGGACACCGACACCAUCUGCUACAGGGUGGAAGAACCAGAGACAUUAGUGGAACUUCAGAAGAACGAAUGGGACCCAAUCCUAGAAUGGGCUGAGAAGAGGUACGGCGUGGAGAUUGGCUCCUCCACCAGCAUCAUGGGGCCCAGCAUCCCCACCAGGACUCGGGAGGUGCUCGUCAGCCACCUGGCAUCUUACAACAUGUGGGCCCUACAAGGAAUUGAAUUUGUCGUGACCCAACUCAAGUCCGUGAUGCUGACCUUGGGCCUGAUGGACCUGCAUCUGACAGUGGAGCAGGCCGUGCUGCUGUCCCGCCUGGAGGAGGAGUACCAGAUCCAGAAGUGGGGCCACGUGGAAUGGGCCCAUGACUAUGAGUUGCGGGAGCUCCGGGCACGCACGGCUGCCGGCGUCCUCUUUAUCCACCUCUGCUCCGAGAGCACCACGGUCAAGCACAAGCUCCUGCAGGAGUGA
Pipistrellus nathusii (Nathusius's pipistrelle) is the source of this 885-nucleotide messenger RNA. The record is from the annotation of a GenBank genome assembly. NCBI's taxonomy places the organism in Eukaryota, Metazoa, Chordata, Mammalia, Chiroptera, Vespertilionidae.